AUGUCUGCGGAGAUGAAAAAGAUUCAGACGCAAACCAAGGAGAUGAGAACACGUGUCACAGUAAAUGGCGAUGGUGGAAGUGGAGAUGAGGUGUGCAAAGCGUGGUGCCACUUGAAACCCCUUCCUCCUACCGCCAACCUUUUUGUUGACUUUUGUGACCAUUUAUUCCUUAUGGGUAAACGGGUCAACCCAGUGUUGAUAGAGGAAUAUGGAAGGCACAUAACUAGAAUUGCUGUAUCCUUGUUUGAAGCUAUAGCACAAGCACUAAACCUAGAAUUAUCCGGUGACCAGAGAUCAGAACUCUUAUCGGAGUCAACAGGGCUCAUACGAGUUUACCGGUAUCCUCAGAGCUCCUCUGUAGAGGCAGAAGGAGAAGCUCUGGGAAUGGAACUCCACACGGACAGUUCGGUUAUCUCAAUAUUAAAAGAAGAUGAAACCGGAGGGCUUGAGAUCAUGAAAGGUGAAGAAUGGUUGCGUGUAAAACCUGUUGCUGAUACUCUCAUCAUCAAUCUAGGAGAUAUGAUGCAGGCUAUAAGCGACGAUGAGUACAAGAGUGUGAAGCAUAGAGUGAAGAAGAAGGAUAGGACGAGAGAAAGACACUCGGUGUGUUAUUUUGUGUUCCCGCAGAGAGAUUGUGUGAUAAAGUCAUCAAACUAUAAGCCAUUCACGUACUCAGAGUUUGAAGCUCAAGUUCAGGCUGAUUUUCAGUAUCUUGGGACCAAGGUCGGCCUUCAUAGAUUCAGCCCUAAAUCUCCACUCUUUCUCUGAUCAUGUUGGCAAAUUAAUUAAUUUAGUAUCUAAUAGUUGAAGAAACUGUAGAUACCGGUCUUGUCUCAUCUUAUCAUCAUGUGGUGCAUGACCAACUAGACAACUAUAGGUGUGGGAUACGGUUUACUUUGAUUCGGUUUUAUGACUUUCAUAGAUAUUGACAUUUGAUACCAUUCUCUUUCUAUGCUUAUUUUGGGAUUGGUUUGGUCUUAUUGGAUUUAAACAUCUGUGCCUGCCAUGCAGGGAAUAUCCGUAAUUUAUAUAUAACUUUUUAGAAAAAUUCCUUUAGAUAAACCUUUUAGUUUAUUUUCAAAAAAAAAGGAUCCGAAGGAAGAAAAUGAAAGAGAUUGAGUUUUGGAGAUAUGUUCAAAUUCUUAAAAAU
Molecule: messenger RNA, 1150 nt
Organism: Brassica rapa (field mustard)
Lineage: Eukaryota; Viridiplantae; Streptophyta; Magnoliopsida; Brassicales; Brassicaceae
Product: gibberellin 2-beta-dioxygenase 8
Source: RefSeq, a predicted model, not a curated record